ACUUGUUCUUUGUUUUAAGAACUAAGAAAAUGAAGACGAUAAUAGAAUGCUGUGUCUCUGCAAGUGCCACACGUGUCUGUGGCCUUUUGCCAUACAGAAAUUAUUCAUGUAAUAGCAUGCUUGCAACUUGUUCAGCAUCAUCCUCAACAACAAGAAGAACUUUAUCUCUUUCUCUCAUCUCCACCACUUUCUCUGCAUUCAUCUUCUCACUUUCUCCUCCUUCUUCCUCUUCUUCUUCUUCUUCUUCUUCUUCAAAAUUACCCUUUUCAAAGUUCUUUGAGAUCCCUGAUUCCGGUGGAGUUAAGGCUUUGGACCUCCUUGAUGGUUCAGGUGAAGUUCCCUCAGAUGGGGACCAGGUUGCAAUUCACUACUAUGGCAGGCUGGCAGCAAAACAGGGAUGGCGUUUUGACUCAACCUAUGACCACAAAGAUGACAAUGGCGAACCCAAUCCAUUUGUCUUUGUCCUUGGCUCUGGCAAGGUUAUAGCUGGAAUUGAUGUGGCAGUGAGAUCGAUGAAAGUAGGAGGUAUUCGUAGAGUCAUCAUACCUCCAUCACUUGGGUAUCAAAACACAUCACAAGAGCCAAUCCCACCGAACUUCUUUGACAGGCAGAGGUUGUUCACUACCAUUUUUAAUCCAACUCGCCGUGCAAAUGGAGAAGGCUCCACUUUAGGAACAGUUAUAUUUGAUAUUGAGCUGGUUAGCGUGAGGCAUCCGUGAAGUCAACAAAUAUGAUCCAACGUGGAAACCAGAUAUAUACUGUUAUCAUUAUUGGCAAAGAUAAUGCAUAAGCAUAUUGGUUUUGGUCUAUUAUAGUUUAUGGAGUUAUAUCAUGAUGUCUGCUGUGUAAUUAUUAGUUUUGAAGUGAUGGACCUAUAAUAUUCCUCGAACUCCUCAUACUUCGUAAGAGUGAAAAUGGAAAAGGUGGAAAAUAGAUGGGUAAAAAUGAGAUGUUAUUUAGACUUAUGAUCAUGGUGACCAACAUGUCAAAUUCACAGCAAUAUAUGGCUGACUGUUUUGGAAGAUUUUCUGCGUUAUAUGACUGACAUGUGGCUGUUGAAGAAAGCUGGAACAAAUCCUUUGCAUUUGAUAACUUGAACUUGAUUUGUAAAAGUUGCAUUGCACUUCAAUUGAGUGAUUGCUUGUAGUCCCUACUGGUAAACUUUGUAUAAUUAAACAUAAGCAAUGUGUCGAUAUUUUUCAGAAACAACGUUGUGUAUUUCAUCCAAGGGAGGUCUUCUUCGUGGUCUGAUUUGAUUUCUAAGUUGUUAGAAGCUCUCCCGCAGGCUGCAGAAGGUUGUAUGGUGGUGUACUCCUGGAGUAGUUAAUUUUUAACCUUGAUAUGUUGAAAUAUUCUUGAUAUCCUCAAUUUAUGUCGCAUUUGAGUAGUA
Vigna angularis (adzuki bean) is the source of this 1390-nucleotide messenger RNA. RefSeq names its product peptidyl-prolyl cis-trans isomerase FKBP17-1, chloroplastic. The coding region runs from base 30 to 719 and encodes 229 amino acids. The record is from RefSeq and is a predicted model, not a curated record. NCBI's taxonomy places the organism in Eukaryota, Viridiplantae, Streptophyta, Magnoliopsida, Fabales, Fabaceae. Gene Ontology annotation, molecular function: peptidyl-prolyl cis-trans isomerase activity. The transcript has 4 exons.